Molecule: messenger RNA, 1539 nt
Organism: Arachis stenosperma
Lineage: Eukaryota; Viridiplantae; Streptophyta; Magnoliopsida; Fabales; Fabaceae
Product: putative disease resistance protein At3g14460
Exons: 1
Coding region: 1-1539 (512 amino acids)
Source: RefSeq, a predicted model, not a curated record
AUGGUUUCAAACACACAUACUGAUGAACAAGAUAUACUCCACGGCUUGCAACCACACACAGGCUUGAAAAAGUUUACUGUUGAUAUAUACAAAGGUAAAAUAUUUCCAGACUGGAUUGGGCAUUCCUUGUACCAAAACAUGACAAGUGUAUCUCUACAAUAUUGCUGGAAUUGCUGCGUGCUGCCUUCACUUGGACAGCUGCCAUCUCUCAAGUCCCUGAGCAUCAAAAGAUUUGAUCAACUGACGAGCAUUGGCAAGGAGUUUUACAAGAAUGAAGGCCGUCAACAUUCUUCGCCAAUUGCACCGUUUCCCUCACUGGAGAGAUUGGUAUUUGAUGACAUGUCAUGUUGGGAGGAGUGGAGCUUACCUGACUCAGAAGCCUUUCCUCAGCUUAAGAGUCUUCAAAUAACAGCGUGUCGAAUGUUACAGGGAGAUAUGGUUAAUCAGGUAUUAAUGAGGAUCGUUUCUUCCUCAUCGGAUGUUUCCAAAGUGCGCCAACUGAAUAUACAAGAUGGUGAAAGAUGGAGUAAAAAGAUGAGACUUGAUGGGGAUAGGUUAUCAAUUAGUGGAUUUGAAUCUGUGGUGGAGUGUGCAUUUAAGGCAAGGAUCAUCCACCAUCUAAAUUCCCUCCAAGAAAUAUAUAUCUCAUGGUCUGAGUCUGUUGUAUCCUUGGGGGGCAAUUGUUUACCCAAAUCUUUGCAAAAACUCACAAUCUUUCGUUGCCACCGCAUUGAAUUACUCCAGCAACAACAGAAGUAUGAUUUGGUAGAUCUACAAAUAUAUGAAAGCUGUGAUUCACUGACCUCAUUGUCGUUGGAUGCCUUUCCUACUCUCAAGAAUCUCCAGAUAAAAGAGAGUUCAAAUCUGGAAUCAGUGUCAACGUCAGAGCCACCACACGCUUCUCUUCAACGUCUCACCAUCUUUAACUGCUCCCAAUUAGUGUCUUUUCCCCAAGAAGGACUGGCUACACCCAACUUGACUCAUCUCGAUGUUAGCAAGUGCUCGAAGUUGGAGGCAUUGCCACCUGGCAUGAAUACUCUUCUCCCAAACUUAGAGUCUCUGGACAUACAAGGUUGCCCAAACAUUUGUAGGUGGCCAGAGGGUGGUUUGCCGGCUAACCUGAAAGAGCUAAGUGUGAGAGAAUGCGAGGAACAAGUGAGGGGUCUAUCAUGGUUGGGCAACUUGGACAACCUCACUCAUCUCACCAUCUCAGGUCGUGGCAGUGGGAGCAUAAUAAAGUCAUACCCAGAGGUGGGUUCGCUGCCUCACCUUCCUUCCCUUACCACUCUUGAGAUAUGCUGGUUCAAGAAUCUGGAGACAUUGGAGUGCAACGAGCUUCUCCGCCUCACCUCCCUUCAGCAAUUGCACAUUUCAAGCUUUUGGAAGCUGGAGAAUAUGGCAGGAGAAAAGCUGCCUCCCUCUCUCUUGCUACUUCGAAUUCGAUGUUGUUCUUUGCUAGAAGAACACUGCAAGAACAAGCAUCAACUAAUCUGGCCCAAAAUUUCCCACAUCCCCACCAUUAAAUUCGUAGAUUUCUGA